CCCCUAGGGCUCCCGCAGACGCCGGCUCUUCCUGCUUGGCCCGGGCCGCCUCUUCCUGGGCGCCCGCCACCCGCAUCCCCGCUCGCCCCGCGGGGAAUGGGGCCUUUCUCCUGCCUGGGCCGGCCCUCCUGGGCCCCCUGGGCGACCCAGCCCCGCCGUGACUGCCCAGCCCGCCUGGUGCUCCGGACCACAGCAUGAAGGGCGGCGAGGGGGACGCGGGCGAACAGGCCCCGCUGAACCCAGAGGCUGAGAGCCCCGCCGGCUCGGCCACGUACCGAGAGUUCGUGCACCGCGGCUACCUGGACCUCAUGGGGGCCAGUCAGCACUCGUUGCGAGCCCUCAGCUGGCGCCGCCUCUACCUCAGCCGGGCCAAGCUCAAAGCCUCCAGCCGCACGUCUGCCCUGCUGUCGGGCUUCGCCAUGGUGGCCAUGGUGGAGGUACAGCUGGAGAGCAACCAUGAAUACCCACCAGGUCUGCUGGUGGCCUUCAGUGCCUGCACCACAGUGCUAGUGGCUGUGCACCUGUUUGCCCUCAUGGUCUCCACAUGUCUGCUGCCCCACAUUGAAGCUGUUAGCAACAUCCACAACCUCAAUUCUGUCCACCAGUCUCCACACCAGCGACUCCACCGCUACGUGGAGCUGGCCUGGGGCUUCUCCACUGCCUUGGGCACCUUCCUCUUCCUUGCUGAAGUUGUCCUAGUUGGCUGGGUCAAGUUUGUACCUAUUGGGGCCCCGAUGGGCACACCAGCCCCUAUGGUACCUGCCUCCCAGGUAUCUGGGACUCUGCCACCAGUUGCUGCCUCCCUUAGUCCAGCUUCCAAGCCAUCCUCUGCUUCUGUAGCCCCAUCACAGGGGCAGUCACCUGAGCCCUGCCCACCCCAGCAAGUAUGUGGGGGUGGUGGGUCCCAUGGACCAGGCUGGCAAGCAGCCAUGGCCUCCACAGCUAUCAUGGUACCUGUGGGGCUAGUGUUUGUGGCCUUUGCCCUGCAUUUCUACCGCUCCUUGGUGGCACACAAGACAGACCGCCACAAACAGGAGCUGGAGGAGCUGAGUCGCCUGCAGGGGGAGCUGCAGGCUGUGUGAGGCUGAUGUUAGCCAGGGCUGCAAACACUGCCUCCCUGAGGGGUCUGCAAGAGGCCUCAGGUCUUAUGGACCCUUUUCCCUGCCCCUGCCUGGAGCUACUUCCUGUGGCUACUCUCAGGUAGAGACCAGAUUCCUGCCCCAGGGUAUUUUGGGCUGGGCCUUGAGUCAGCUCUCACAUUCCCAGGGAUUCUCUGUCAUUCCACCCCAUGGGUCUUGUAAGUUCUACUUUAUACCUGGCCUGGGAAGAGCAAGGGAAGAAGUGGAAGAUUUAAGUCCAAGAUUCAUACAGUAGGUAGAGAGGAAGCAGGGAGACCCUGGCCAGACCUUUGGUGCUGACCCUUAGCCCUUGCUCAGUACAGGAUGUUGAGGUCAGGUUACAUGCCCACCCAGCUGCUCCAGAAGGCAGUCAACCCUUGCUUUACUUUUCGCAGAAUCUAUUUUAUGGUUGGCAUUUUUAAGAAACUUUUCCCCCUCCCCAGAUUUUGAUGGUUUCCACAUUCUUGCUUUAGUUGCUGUAGAGGUUCUGGGCAUUUCUACGCUAGGCAUAGGUCCAGCCUUUCCUAAGAGUAGCCUAUUUCAGGUGGUUCAAGUGCCUGUCCCACUGCCCUAGGCCCACACGUAUGCAUCUUUAUCUGGUUCUCACACUCCUGGGCUCAGCAAAGGAUUUGUUGAUUGAGGGCCUAUGUGCCCAGCCUGACUCCUUAACAAGGCUUGGGAUGAAGUUUUAAGGGAGGUCUGGUCCCUAACCCUUCUGACUAGCUAUUCUGACACUGAAUUUUUGAUGCAACUUUUUUAUAUAAUAAAAUGCAUUUCAUAGAUAUCCCUGUGGCUGUGAAUGAGGUGAAGGAGGGAUCUCCUUGGGAUCAGGUGACGUUUUCCUAAGAGUCAUGUUGAAACAUGUAUACCUGGGGGUGAGAGGGAAGUGGUUUCCAGGUUUGACCCUCUUCUGGUGCUGACAGGGCUGGUAGCUUCUGAAUGUGGAGACAGUUAUUUCAAGGCUAACAGCUUUUGCACUCUUGUUCCUGAGCCUAGGAUCUCUAUCAGUACUACAGUUUCUUGAGUAACUACUACAUACUAGUUGUCUUAUUAUAGGUUACUUAACCCUCGUAACUACCACUAGGCAAGUCUUUUAUCCCAUUUCAGAUAAGGAAGCUGAGGCCCAGGACUAAGGAUCUUGCCCAAAACCACACAGUUAGUCAGUGAAAUUUUGGGCUACCUUUACCAUCACACAGGGAAUCUUCUGUUGGAUUUGAGAAAAGGAGUCAUUAUCUUUAAACUAUGACAAGAGAAACAAUUUGAUCUUAUCACCCAUGCUUCCAUAUAGUUUUUUUUUUUUUUUUAAGAUUUAUGCAUACAAGAGCUGGGGUACAGGCCACAGGU
Molecule: messenger RNA, 2462 nt
Organism: Talpa occidentalis (Iberian mole)
Lineage: Eukaryota; Metazoa; Chordata; Mammalia; Eulipotyphla; Talpidae
Gene: ORAI3
Product: ORAI calcium release-activated calcium modulator 3
Exons: 2
Coding region: 195-1082 (295 amino acids)
Biological process (GO): store-operated calcium entry
Cellular component (GO): membrane
Molecular function (GO): store-operated calcium channel activity
Source: RefSeq, a predicted model, not a curated record